Molecule: messenger RNA, 2511 nt
Organism: Physella acuta
Lineage: Eukaryota; Metazoa; Mollusca; Gastropoda; Physidae
Biological process (GO): calcium ion transport
Cellular component (GO): plasma membrane
Molecular function (GO): monoatomic cation channel activity
Source: RefSeq, a predicted model, not a curated record
GUGCAGGUUGGUGUAUAUCAAGACUUUGUUAAUCUAAAAGCCAAGGUCACGUACACAGAGUACCAACCGUCUGCUCUUCCUGCCGAGAAAAAUGGAAUCAAUGGUCUCGGCGUGAUUUACCCACUAGAUGCCCCUAUCAAGUUUACUCUCUCAGAUGACAAUAAUGCUUUAGCAACACUGUACAGCAUUGUAUCAACAUCAGGACCAGUUAGUGUUUUCAGCAAUUCAACUUUCAACGGAUUUGACUACAACUUUACUGCAGUUGGAAAUUACACACUUGCAGUAACUGCCAAAAACCCGUUAUUCAGCAAAACUGUUUCUGUAACUAUUCAAAUGGUCAAAAGGGUUAGGUCAAUGACAAUCAAAGAAGAGAAAAAGGAUGUAGCCCCUGGCCAGUCAAAGAACUUUAAUUUUACAUUCACUGAUUAUGGCCAAGACACUUGUGUCUACAUUGACUGGGGUGUCUCAGGGAAAUCUUCUAAGUUUGGAAACAACAUAAAUACUUGCACAGAUACUAACUUUGCUUCAGCUAAAGCAGAAGGGGACAUGGGGUUAUUAACCACACAGCUUAUUGGAAAUACCUACUAUGCUGAAGGUGUGUAUACCAUGAAGGCCACAGCUACCAAUGCUUAUGGACAAGAUUAUCAGGAAAUCACAUUUACAAUAUCAAACAUCAAAUGUUCAAAGCCAUUUGUUUACAUUGACCUUGCUCAAACUUUAGCUUAUAAGGCAACCAAAUACUUACGUAGCUCCAUCAUACGUCUUAGAGGCAUGGCUGUAAUUUCAUGUCCUAAUGCUGUUGACAAUACAAAGUCAUGGAGAUUGGAAUCUGUUGACAGCACAACAGGACAGACUAUCGCCAGCAUAGACAUGACUGGGCUGGAUACAGAUAAAGGAGAGUUGUACAUCCCUGCCAAAUUUUUAAAGAUUGGCUUCUACAAGGCUAUCUACACCAUGGUCAUGUUGGAUGGUGAGGCUGGACCAAAUACAAUAUUCAACAAUUCAGCCUAUACUUACUUUCAGGUGGGGAAAUCAGAUUUAGUUGCUAUAAUGACGGAUGGUGGUAUGUCGGAGAUUACAAGAGGCUCCAAGCAAAUGGUCACACUUGAACCAUUGAAGUGGUCAUUUGACCCUGAUGAGGAUGUGGGGGCUGUUCAGGGUCUAAGCCUUUCUAAAUGGACAUGUACGGUUGUUACUACAAAUGGUGACCAGACAACCUGCAACAAGUUUAGCACAACAGCUCAGACGCAGAAUGUUGCUGGGUCAGCCCUAAUUCAGGGGUACACCUAUAGACUGGAAGCUACUCUCACUAAAGAUACCCGCACUGCACUGGCUGUUAUUUCUGUGGUUAUAAAUGGAACAAAUCCACCCAUCCCUGUCAUCAGAUGUACAGAAGGCAGUGUCUGUUACCCAAGAACAGGGGGCUACACUAUCCUGGAGUCUGGCAGAGUUUCCCUAGAUUGCCAGUGUCCCACAUGUAACUUGACAGCAGCCUACAAAUGGUCAGUGUUCAUUGAGGACUAUCGCUGGAAUGAUGGCUGGAGGCCACUUAAGGAUAUUGAAGUUAUUGAACACAGCAUUAGUUUGGUCUCAAAGCAGUUUACCAUCGAGAAAACUCUUUUCUCUCGUUAUUCCGACGAGACAACAAUUUUCCGCACCCAGUGCAGCAUAGCGGAUGUGGCCGGCAACAGCAGCACCUCCACCAGUCUCUACGUCAACAAGCCACCCAGGCCAGGCAACUGUUCUAUAGAGCCUGCCAACGCCACCGCCACUCCAGAUGCCUCUCAGCUGUGGCUUAUCAACUGUUGGGACUGGUAUGAUGAAAAUGGGAUUAAAGAAUUUCAGUUCUACAGUAUGACAGACCCAGAUGACUUACAGAAGGAGAUCACGUCAAUUCCUAUGGGAGCCAGUGAAUACGGGGUGAUCAACAACCAGAAGGUCUCAAUACCAAUUGGUCCCAGCUACAACGGCUACAAACAGACGGUUAUGGUUGUUGUUAAAGAUAUGUUCAAUGCUGCAAGAACAGUGACUGUGGCCAAAAUCUCAGUGUUCCCACCAGACAAAGCCUUGAUUAGACAGUACAUGAAUUCAAUCCUGGCUGAUCCAACCUCCAACUUUUUUAAAGUCUGCAAGGAAGGAGAUCAGCGCAUGGUGACGGAGAUGGCAGCGUCUGUGUUGUCUGGACUCAACCAAGACGCCAGUGACAGUAAAAAAGACUUUUCUAGCUCUGAAGUACCAAGCAACAUGAUAUGCACAGGCUAUGGUCCAAAUGAUGCUGACAGGCCUAAUGCUUAUAAAAAUGUUAGUGAAGACAGAAGCAUGGUGACACAGUAUGAAUUUGACAAGUUAAGAGAUCAAAGGGCAAAGCUUCGGACAGAUAUUGUUAAACUAACUGGAACUUUGUCAUGUAAAGAUCCCAUUUCAAUACAACAAUGUGCUGGUCUAUUGGCCCAGGCUACUGCAGAACCUACUGAAGUUACUGUAGAGUGUCAGGUAGGUUUGUACAGCUGA